This is a messenger RNA of Drosophila obscura, 1825 nucleotides long. RefSeq names its product transmembrane protein 104 homolog. The record is from RefSeq and is a predicted model, not a curated record. Lineage: Eukaryota; Metazoa; Arthropoda; Insecta; Diptera; Drosophilidae. The transcript is spliced from 4 exons. The coding region runs from base 71 to 1603 and encodes 510 amino acids.
UAAUUGAACUGCUAGCUCGACAAUUGUUUUGUUUUUUUGUUCUGUGGUUAAAAAACAAAGAAAUUAAAAGAUGCCGCGCCUUAUAAGCAGGCCUGAGCCUGCACCCACCUAUUCGAAUUUGGUUGGAUUUAUAUUCAUAUUCAAUCUCAUUGUUGGAACAGGCGCAUUGACUUUACCUGGAGUGUUUGCCAAGGCAGGAUGGAUGUUAAGUCUUAUAGUAAUUAUAUUAUUAGCCACGAUAAGUUAUAUGACAGUUACCUUCGUUAUUGAAGCUAUGGCUUGCGCGAAUGCUAUCAAGAAUUGGCAAACCCUUCAGGCACUACGUCACCAUAGUCGAAGCUCUGCAGAGAGCAGUGAAAAUGAUGAUGCCUUUGGAGGAUCUGACGACCAAGGAUCAGAUUUUAGAGAGCUCGAGCGGGUUCCUUUGACAAUUCAAAAUGCUGAAAAUCAUUAUUAUCAGUUGUCGCAUAAAUUUGAGUUGGGCGAAAUGGCGACGAUUUUUUUCAACGAAAUCGGCCGCAUCAUGUUUUUCUUGUGCCUGAUUGUUUAUCUCUAUGGAGACUUGAGUAUCUAUUCAGCUGCUGUAUCAAGGAGUCUCCGGGACGUUAUAUGUGACCAGACAAAUGCUACAGAUUCCCUCAAUUCGAGGCAGAUGUUUUGGCCUGGAGACUUCAGGAAUAAUUUAGUCCACGCGUGCUGGAAAGAGCACACAAUAUCACGAUUAAGCGUGUAUAGAGUUAUUUUAAUUGGAUUCACUCUCAUUUUUGGUCCUUUUGCUGCAUUCAGUAUUCAGAAAACCAAAUACUUGCAAAUUCUCACAGCGAUUUUCCGUUGGAUGGCGUUUACUCUGAUGAUCUGUAUAUCGUUGAAACUAUUGAUUGCAAGAGGACCCAGAGGCCACCCAGUAAGCUUUAAUGUGUAUGGUAUCCCCUCGCUGUUUGGCGCUUGUGUUUACUCUUUCAUGUGCCACCAUUCACUUCCUAGCCUAUUGGCGCCACUUAAGCAUAAGUUAAUGGUAUCGAAAAUACUUUCUUAUGAUUAUACUAUCAUUUGUGCUUUUUACAUAGUAUUAGCCAUGACAGGGAUAUUUGCAUUUGAAAGAAUUGAAGACCUCUACACACUAAACUUCCUUCCGUACGAUGAAGAGUACACAGACUUUGCGUCAGGUCUGUUAAUAGGCAUUGACUAUUUUCUGGCACUUUUCCCUAUUUUUACUUUGUCCACCAGUUUUCCCAUUAUUGCGGUAACACUGAAAAACAAUCUUCAAACACUCUUUCUAGACAUGUCUCGAUACGACACGUACAGUCCGUUCGUACGAAUACUCUUCCCUUUGUGUGCCAUUAUCCCACCGUUUUGUGUCACAUAUUUUACGGAAAGUUUGGCAAGUCUUGUGGCGUUCACAGGAAGCUAUGCGGGGACUGGAAUACAGUACAUUAUCCCUGUCUUUUUGGUUUAUUUCGCGCGACGCACUUGUUCCGAACUUCUGGGAAGUGGUAUUGUUAAUAGUUUCGAAAGUCCUUUUAAAUCCAGUGCUUGGUUGGUUUUCGUUUUUGUUUGGUCUAUUUUAUGCGUCUGUUUGGUAACCGUUAAUAUGGUUAGUUAAACGUGACUGGAGUCUAUCAGGUCUAUAUUUAACUUGCACCGCUAGAAGUUUUAAGAAACUACAUUUUAGUGAAUCAAAUUUCUUAAACAAAAUUUUACACAAUUUUCUUAUGUAGGUUUCUGUUAAACAUUUAUUUAUGUAAGUCAGUAUUGAAAUUGGCUGUGAAAUAAACGAAUUUCGAUUCUAUUAUCCAUAUUGUAUAGACAAUACUUUAUAUAAAAU